UAAAAAAUGGGGGAGCGAAAAGGUCAAAACAAGUAUUACCCGCCCGACUAUGAUCCCAAGAAAGGUGGGCUCAACAAAUUUCGUGGCACUCAUGCCCUACGCGAACGCGCAAGAAAAAUACAUCUGGGCAUAAUCAUCAUCCGAUUUGAGAUGCCCUAUAAUAUCUGGUGUGAUGGCUGCAAGAAUCACAUAGGCAUGGGCGUGCGCUACAAUGCAGAGAAAACCAAAGUGGGCAUGUACUACACUACGCCGAUUUACAAGUUUCGUAUGAAGUGCCAUUUGUGCGACAACCACUUUGAGAUACAAACCGAUCCUGGCAACUUGGACUAUGUUAUCCUGUCAGGCGCGCGACGGCAGGAAAACCGCUGGGAUCCACUUCAGAACGAGCAGGUGGUGCCGGAGACGAAGGAAGUACAAAUCCGCCUCCUUGACAGCAUGUACAAGCUUGAACAUCAGGCCAAGGACGCCAAGGCUGCUGCAGAUGCGAAGCCGGUACUGCAGAAGCUUGUCGAGCGCAAUAUGGAUGUCUGGGAUGACAAUUAUGAAGCCAACUGCCGACUGCGCGCCACCUUUCGGAAACAGAAACAUGAAAUCAAAGGACAACAGGAAUUGGAUCGUCAGUUGCUGGCCAAGAGCAGCCUGGACAUAGCUCUGCUGCCAGAAAUAGCGCAGGAUAGAGAAAUGGCAGCGCUGAUGAAACUACAAACCAAAUCGGCCAAGGAGCGCGAAGCUGAACAGCGUUUGGAGCUGCUGAUGAAACCCGCCUUGCCAAGUGCUACUGCCACUACAUUUGGCGGACUAAAACGACAAAAAGUGUUAAACACGCAUCUGCAAUUGCAGGAUCUAGGCAUAAUACGCAAAGAGGAACCUCAGAUUAAUCGUGCAACAACAAUAACAGCAAAUCAAGAUGGCGAAAGUACAAAUGUGAUCAAUAGUCUGUCUCUAGUCGGCGAUUACGGAAGUUCAAGUUCCGCCAACAGCAGUCCCACACAAAAUGAUUGAUAGUUUCGAUACCGCAGAGUAGUUUAAUAAAUAUUUAUGCAAAUA
Scaptodrosophila lebanonensis is the source of this 1047-nucleotide messenger RNA. Its product is annotated as coiled-coil domain-containing protein 130 homolog. Bases 7 to 1002 code for a protein of 331 amino acids. The record is from RefSeq and is a predicted model, not a curated record. NCBI's taxonomy places the organism in Eukaryota, Metazoa, Arthropoda, Insecta, Diptera, Drosophilidae. Gene Ontology annotation, biological process: mRNA splicing, via spliceosome. The transcript has a single exon. Gene Ontology annotation, cellular component: U2-type spliceosomal complex; post-mRNA release spliceosomal complex.